ACAUCUUUCACAUGUCUUUCAACCUUCAUACAAUAAUGUCAUAACUAAAAAUUACACUAAACAAUAACAAACUGUGCAAUAGAAAAUAGAUAAUGGAAAUUGGACUGAACGAAAUAAUUUAUUACUUUUCGCUUUUAAUAUGCAUGUCUCUCGGCAGUUAUUACAGAAAAAUCGAUGAUAUUGAAACGAAACGCAACUAUGGGGCUGGGCUGGGUAUACUUACUGCUUGUUUGAUCUGCGGUUUCCAAAUAUAUCACUGUGUACUUAUGGUAUGGGGCAACGUGGUUAUUAUAAAAUGUAGUGAUAAACGCUACGUCCACCACUUAAGCAUGGCCUACACAUGGACCUAUCUCAUCUACAUGUAUUACUACGCUGCAACGUCACAGUACGUGAUCUGGCUGCACCAGGCCAUGGCUCUGAAGCUGGUCGGACUGGCUUUCGAGAUCAACAAUCACGACAAGAGGACCAACCCUAACCGCCCACCAAUGCCUAACAAUACGAUGACCUCCGGAGACAACCAAGUGAUGACGACUGAGCCGACUGCAGUUGAUAUCAUUACAUAUAGUUUCUUCUUCAUUGGAAUUCACAAAGGCCCGUACUACAGGUGGAAAACAUUCGAAUCCCAUUUCUCUGAACCAUUUGCAACAUUAGGUGAUUGUAGAGUUAUAACUAUGCAAAAACUAAAGAAAGUGGCACUAUGUUCAAUGGGAUUCUUGUUGCUAAGUACGAGAUAUUCUGCCAAGUAUUACAACGCCGACAGUUUCUACAGAGAUCACAACACGGACUAUCGUUUUCUGUAUAACAUUCCGUUACUGGUGAUGUUCUUCUUGCAAAACCAGAUGGUCAUGGCGCUGAGCACUGCGGUGUGCACGGAGGCCGGCUUCGGCGUCUAUCCUGCUAAGUGUAACCCCUUACCUGGCCAUGGACCGUCUGAACACACUAGUUUUAUGAACGUCGUGACCGCCGAAACUGCUUUGGCUGAAGAAUAUAAUUUUGGAAUGCUCAAAUGUUUCGAAAAUGGGAAACUCCUGCUGGGCCCCAAAAUGAAGGACACCUUGCGAAGUUGGGACAUGCCCACAGUAUAUUGGUUUUGGAUAAAUAUAUACAAAAACAUGUCAAAAACCAAUAAGGAAACAAGGAGUGCUUGUUCAUACCUCGCUUGGACCUUGUGGUGCGGAGCGGACUUACAGCAUUUUAUUUUGGCGGCUACUCUCUGGGUCUACGUUAAUUUGGAGCUAGAAUUCAGUGGUAUUUUCAAUACGGCACGACAGAUGAAACGUCUGCCGUGGGAGAUAGGCUUCUCACUCAUGCGCAUCCUCUGCCUCAUCUACCUGACUCCGUGCGUCAUCAUCAAAGACACGUCUGUUUUUCUUCGAUAUUACAAUUCUAUUUACUGGAUCUACCACUGGUUCUUGUUGGGCAGCAUCAUUGUCGCCAUAGCUUUGCAAAAACUGUUAAACUAACUUUUUGUCAUAAACAUAUCAUAUAAGUACUACUUA
Messenger RNA from Plodia interpunctella (Indianmeal moth), 1499 nucleotides. RefSeq names its product lysophospholipid acyltransferase 7-like. Lineage: Eukaryota; Metazoa; Arthropoda; Insecta; Lepidoptera; Pyralidae. Gene Ontology annotation, biological process: lipid modification; phosphatidylinositol biosynthetic process. The record is from RefSeq and is a predicted model, not a curated record. The coding region runs from base 93 to 1463 and encodes 456 amino acids. Gene Ontology annotation, cellular component: membrane; mitochondria-associated endoplasmic reticulum membrane contact site. Gene Ontology annotation, molecular function: lysophospholipid acyltransferase activity. The transcript has 7 exons.